AUGCUCGCUCGCUCCUUGGGUCGCACGUCGGCGCUCGCGGCUCGCUCCUCGUCGGCCGCUGCGCCCUUCGCCACGAACGCGGAGCUCUCGCCGCGCGCCAGCGUCUCGGACCUCAUGGCCCCCAACAACGCCAAGAACAGCGUCGAGUACGUUGUGAGCAAGGUUGACGACCUCGUCAACUGGGCGCGUCGUGGCUCGAUGUGGCCCAUGACCUUCGGUCUUGCUUGCUGCGCCGUCGAAAUGAUGCACACGGCCGGCUCGCGCUACGAUUUCGAGCGCAUGGGUAUGGUCUUCCGUGCCAGUCCCCGUCAGUCGGAUGUGAUGAUUGUGGCCGGCACCUUGACAAAUAAGAUGGCGCCCGCCUUCCGCCGCGUCUACGAUCAGAUGCCGGAGCCCCGCUACGUCGUGUCCAUGGGCAGUUGCGCCAACGGUGGCGGCUACUACCACUACUCGUACUCGGUGGUGCGUGGUGUCGACCGUAUUAUUCCCGUCGACAUUUACGUCCCGGGCUGCCCGCCCACGGCCGAGGCCUUGUUGUACGGCAUGUUGCAGCUUCAGAAGAAGAUCAAGAGCAACAAGAGCCUCUUGCUCAAGCUGCGCAAGUAA
Molecule: messenger RNA, 606 nt
Organism: Saprolegnia diclina VS20
Lineage: Eukaryota; Oomycota; Saprolegniomycetes; Saprolegniales; Saprolegniaceae
Product: NADH dehydrogenase (ubiquinone) Fe-S protein 7
Exons: 3
Coding region: 1-606 (201 amino acids)
Biological process (GO): aerobic respiration; electron transport coupled proton transport; mitochondrial respiratory chain complex I assembly
Molecular function (GO): quinone binding; NADH dehydrogenase (ubiquinone) activity; 4 iron, 4 sulfur cluster binding
Source: RefSeq, a predicted model, not a curated record